AUGAAUUGUGAGAAUACUGAAGGUUCUUUCGAGUGCUCCUGUAUUAAUGAUCUUUACUACAAACUCGAACCAAGUGGAAAUGCAUGCCGAGAUAUCGACGAGUGCAACGAAGAAAGUCCAACGGGAAAGCAAUGUGACCUCGCCACGACCAACUGCGUAAAUCAUAUUGGCAUCUACGACUGCCCUUGCAAAUCUGGCUACGAGAAAAAAACAGAAUGGGAAUGUCAAGACAUCAAUGAAUGCACAACGACAGAUCCUUCACUCAAACAUAAUUGUGAUUCGAGUAAAAAUGAAAUCUUUUGCAAAGACACCAACGAGUGCCAAACUCCGGCGCUUGUGCUUCAAAACUGUGGGGUCAAUGUUACUUGUGACAAUACAGUGGGGAGCUUUUCAUGCGACUGUCAGUACCCGGGCCAUUUUUACAAUGGAACAGGGAAAAUCUGCCUUGAUAUCAACGAGUGCCUCGACUCCGCAAGCUGUCCAACUUACUCAACUUGUGAUAAUUUCGACAUGUCUUAUUCAUGUACCUGUGAUGAUGGCUUUUACGGAGAAUGCACCGGAAGCAGCUGCGAAACGUUAACUUGCGAAGACAUAGACGAGUGUGCUGAAUUCAUAUGUGACGAAAGCAUGGAGUGCGAGAAUUUCAUCGGCUCGUAUUCAUGCUUCUGCCGCCAGGGGCUUAUCGAAGAAAGAGGCAAAUGCGUCGACAUUGAUGAGUGCUUAGACGAAAACAAUUGUCCGGAAAACAGCAGAUGCGAAAAUUUCGAGGCGUCAUACAGCUGCAAAUGCGACGAGGGCUUUUACGAAAAUUCGUGCGAGGGAGUAGACCAUUGUGCGGAUUUCCGCUGCGAAGACAUAGACGAGUGCUUGGAGGAGAAUCUCAACGUCUGUGAAAUAAAGUGUUUGAACAAUCCCGGCAACUACACUUGCGAUUGCCCACUGAUGCUAGAAAAAGUUGGAUUUGGAGGAUGCCAAGCUCAGGAGGUCGAAAUACAACUCGACUUCGAUGCUCAAAUGAUCGUCGUGAAUGCUUUUUCGAUUCUGAGCGACAAGAUUUCCAAUAUUUCAAACGCAAUCGACGCGAAAACUCUUGCCAUCGCAGAAGGCAUUGAUGCUGCGGCGAAUAUGACCGAGGGUAUUUUGAAUAAAAUGAUGGAUCCAAAGAGCAUUUCGGACAAGUUUUUGCACACUUUAACUUCUUCAAAUCUCGAUCUGGCGAUUUUGCUCGAACCAAAAGCGCAGGAAGUGAUUCAACAACUCGAAGAUCUUCUUCAGAAAAUCAGUUCGGAUGACUUGUCCUCUGAUAAGUUUCACAUGGCUGAAGGUGGUAUCAUGCCAAAUUUCACCAUCGAUAGCUUGUCUCAAACAAGAUCGUCUGAAGAGCCAGUAAUCUGUCAAAUAGACAUCAACCCUUUUAUCUACACAAAGACCGAUCUAAAUCUUGAGCAGCGGUUCUUGUUCAUCAAAAAUUACUCUGGCACUGCGACAAUUACAGCAACAGACAAAACUCUCGUGCCAGACAAAUUCGCGAAAACAUUGAAAAGUGACAAGGCAGAAAUAGUCAGAUUUGAUUUGGUUAGAGAAGAAGACUUUUUCAUCUUUUUCGAAUUGCCCGAAGAUGUCAAAAUUGAGGUGUGGAUCGAAUUUUGGAAAGCUCCAGAGCCAGAAGUAUUGAAAUUCCGGCAUCAGGUAAAUUUGCCUAUCACAAAGACGGCUUCUGAAGUUUCGUCGACUAUUUGUGACCCAUUCGGAAAGUGUGUUGGAAACGAAGCUGGUAUUUUUCUGAAUAAAGAUGAAAUCGCAAAAUGUUUUUCAAGACCUCAGUGCUCAAUCUUUCUUCAAAUUUACUCAUCCCAAGAUGCUGAAAUCACCAUUCAUCCCUUCUCAAAAACUUGCGUUGCUGAUCAAUCGAAGAAAUGGAGCACCAAUAAUUGCAAUGUCAGCCCACACUCGACAUUCCACGAGCUCAAGUGCUCCUGCCAGAUCGAGGAAGAAGUUAAAGUUGCAGUUAUGACCGGAAAAUUUGAAACAAAGGAGGAUUAUUUAUCCAUUAAAAUCGCGAAAAUCAUUGAGCUAACAAUCACGAUCUUCCCGAUCCUCCUCGCUGGAAUCUGGUUUCUAUCUCUCAGCAAAGCUCGAGCGACAGAUCGAAAACUAAUCCGAAGACUUCAGCCACAACAAGUGGCGGUAGUCGAAAACACUGUAGCUCCUGAGCUGACGAUAAUCAUUCUCGAUUCUUAUUAUUUGAUCGAGGCAGCGCCCAACUUCGUCAACAUCGAAAUACUUUAUAUUGACUUGAUUCAAAAGCGUAAAACUCACAAGCUUAUACUAGGAAGAAAAGACUGCAAUAUCAUUCAUAAUGGAGGAAAAACUGUUUUUAUUUGCAACAUGCCGAUAAUGAAGGUUCUUUCAGUCAAAUUAUGGAUUGACUUCAAUGCGAAAAAAAGCGUUUCCUUUUGGCCAAAGUCGUUGGAAUUCAGAAGGCUUGGGAAGUAUCCAAGGAAAGCUGGCGCUUAUGACGUACGGGUUUUGAGUUCUUUCGACUCCCUGGUCUUGUUCGACGAGCGACUGUCUGUCAUGACCAAUGACACGACGAUCACAAAUGAUGUCAACAUCAAAUCAAGACGGCAAGGGAGAUUGUUAGAGUACAUGAUCGAAUACAACAACUGGUUUGGAAUCAACUUCAAGAAAAAAUACUCAAGCUUCAAUUGUCAAACACGCAUCAUUCUCUCAGGCUUCACUCUAUCACUUGCGAUUCUGUUGAAUUUGCUUUUCUACAUUAAUUUCAUCCCCGGAGAAGUCCUUCAAUUUGGAAACUUCCUGCUUUCCUUUUCGCUUAUUCUUUCAAUCCCAGCUACACAAGGGAUGAAUCUUCUAGUGACUUUUGCUGUUCGGAAAAUUUUCAUGAAUCUCCUACCAGCGGAAUUGUCCGUUACGAGGACAGAGAAACGACGGAGCUUUCUCGUGAUGUUUUUGGUCGGAGGAAUUUGUGGAUGCUUGAGCUUAACUGUACUCUAUUACCCGAAGCUCAACCGGAUCAGUGAAGAAAUUUGGUACUCGUCUGUUUAUCUCACUUGCUUAUUCGAAACUGUCAUUACUCCGAGCUUGAUCUCAGUUCUCCUUUAUGUCUUCAACACCGAAAUCGCCCAAUCCAAAUCCUUCAAACUCUUCUUUCCAAAAAACAAGCCCGAGUUUUACUCAGGCGAGUACGAAAGCUUACACCAAGAGAAUUUUCUCACACGGAAAGAAAUCUCCAAAAUCGUCAAUUCUUCAAAUCAACGCGAAGAUUUGAUUCGAACGAUCUUCAAAUUUGCCGCUUAUCUCUUUCUUAUAAGUUCUUUAUACGGCCUCAGUACAGUCAUUUUGCCUUCUGAAAAGUUUCAUGUGGAUCGAAAUUUCAGAAAUCAUCUCGAUUUCGGUAAAGAGCUCCUCACAAUGGAUAACAUGUGGGACACAGUGAAGACGAAAGUUCCAGAAAUCAUGCACCGAGAUGCCUUUUACAAUGAUAAAAAGCUGUCGUUCAGGGAGCAAAAAUUUGCAUCAGACUUUGUCAAUUUCCGCCUCGGUCCAGCUUCAUUUAUUCAAUAUCGUUCACAGUGCGGAGUUUUCGAUAAGAAAUGGGUGCCUGCGCCAGAGCCAAUAUCAAUUGGAAAUCUCAAAAGAAGAAAGAUCUCUCCUUCCCACCUACCCUGGCUCUCUGAAACAAGAAGUUUUCUGCCAGAUGAUAUUUUGCUGAAAACGAACUUGGAACUAACCGGCUGUGAGUUUUUCGCUGAGUUGGGUACUUCAAGAGAAAGCGCAGAGUUCAUGAUCAACGAACUGUUUGAAAAUGCCUGGGCAGAUGAAAAGACAGAACUGGUUAUUUUCGAGCAGAGCUUUUUGAACAUGAACAUCAACUCUUUCAUCCAACUUCGGUUGAUUUUCGAGUUCCAAGAAGGCGGGGCCAUCUUCCCAUCACUCUCAAUUCAACAGCUCAAAAACGUUGAUCUCUCCGACUCAAUUCUAGCGCUGAGUUUGUCGGUCUUUGCGAUUUUCUUUCUUUACGAAAUUUAUGCUGUUGGAAAGAUUUUCUACCUUCGGUGGUUUUGCUUUGUCACGAUUUUUCAAAUAGUCCUAUGCUUGCUCGACGCUGGAAUCCUCGCAUUGUAUAUUCUUAGGACAAAGUUUCUGUCCAAAGCAAUUGCACAUUUUGUGAUGGAUCCGAAGGGCAGUCCGAAAUUUGCAGAUGUUUUCUUGGUGCAAUAUUAUUUUAUUUCAAUGGUGGCCAUUUCUUUAUUUCUUCAUACUCUUUUCCUCGUUCAUAUUUUAUCGACGCUCUCUGUUGUCAGAAUGUACAAAAUCGUCCUCAGAAAGUUGAAAAUCACUCUAGCUCCUUAUGUGGUUGGAAUACUACCGAUUCAACUUGGCAUUUCUUCAGUUAUUUUUCUCAUUUACCAGAACUCUUCAAAUUUGUUUCGCACUUUUGGCCGGACUUUCUUCACGAUUGUUUGGCAAGGCUACCUCAAGCCUUCAGACAUGAAUGCCGACCUCGAAAGUCUGCUAGACAACGACUGGCGAAGAUUGGCUCAAACGAUUUAUUGCGUUUUGAAUUUUUCGAUGAUGUACGUUUCGAUGAACAUGAUAAUUGCCAUCAUUUGCGAUACAAACGUCGAUGUCCGAAGAGAAGAGUUUCAUCUCGACUGGCUCAACUUGGCGGCAAAAUAUUUCAAGAGAAAAAUCGUCAGGAUGAAAAGAAGAACUCAGUACAUUUUCAAUUAUGACAGCGUGCGUGUCAAUCCGAAUAGGCGAAAUGCUAUUUGGGAAUAA
Oikopleura dioica is the source of this 4806-nucleotide messenger RNA. The record is from the annotation of a GenBank genome assembly. Lineage: Eukaryota; Metazoa; Chordata; Appendicularia; Copelata; Oikopleuridae.